AUGUCCAACCUUUCCGCGUCGCAGCGAGUCGCCGCCAUCGAGAAGAUGCUAAGCACUCCCGUGGGAGCGCUAGAGUUCGGCGAGGCGCUGGAAGCUAUGAAGGAAGAGACCCGGGGUGAGCUAGCAACGUUGCUAGCACAGGCCCUCAUGAAGGCCCCUGCGGCGGAAGGAGAAGAGGAGCCAAUGGCUGCCACAGCCGCCGGGGAUAGCCAGGCCGGCAGUGCAAUGGCUACUGCUACUGAGGCUACGUCAUCGACCACCGCAACGCCCACUGCUACCACCAUGGAUGCGGGCAUGAAGGGCAAGCCGGUGAGCACCCCUGCCGACUACUUCCUCCGGCCGGCUACGCAGACCAAGCUAGCGGAUUUGGAGGCUAUCCGGAAGGAAGCCACGCAGGCAGCUAGCUCUUCGUCCGCAACGCCGCCGGUGGAGUCGGCUAUGACACCGGUGUGGAACCGGAUGCGGGCUCCCCGGCCACCUAGCUAUGCCGGAUAUCGUGGGACCACGUGGGACCAGAUAUUGCUAGGCAACAGCACGGUCCGCCAGGAUAGAGCCGGCAGCUCCCCCCUGGAGUGCUACCAGAAGGGCUGGCUAGUGGAGCUCCUGCACCCACCUCCAGAAGGGAGAAGGCUUUGCGCUAGGUCCGGUGGGCCCUAUGGUGGAGCAAACCUGAGACUAUAG
Symbiodinium natans is the source of this 681-nucleotide messenger RNA. The record is from the annotation of a GenBank genome assembly. NCBI's taxonomy places the organism in Eukaryota, Dinophyceae, Suessiales, Symbiodiniaceae.